Molecule: messenger RNA, 571 nt
Organism: Manis javanica (Malayan pangolin)
Lineage: Eukaryota; Metazoa; Chordata; Mammalia; Pholidota; Manidae
Source: RefSeq, a predicted model, not a curated record
UCCCUCACCCUCCCACAGGGAGAAGCGCUGGGUGACUGUGGGCGACACUUCCCUUCGAAUCUUCAAGUGGGUGCCAGUGGUGGACCCCCAGGAGGAGGAGCGCCGGAGGGCAGGUGUCGGGGCAGAGAGAUCCCGAGGCCGGGAGCGGCGGGGCAGGGGUGCCAGUCCCAGAGUGGGUGGCCCUCUCAUCCUGCUUGAUCUCAAUGAUGAUAACAGUAACCAGAGUUUCCAUUCAGAAAGUUCCCUGCAAAAGGGCACUGAGCCCAGCCCUGGAGGCACUCCCCAGCCCAGCUGCCCUGUAUCACCGGCUGGACCACCGGAAGGGGUCCCAGAGGAUGCUCAGCCCCCACAACUGGGCCAGGAGAGAGGUUCUGUCACCUCUCACCCACAUCCAGCUCCAGCCUCCUCAUGCAUCUCCUCUCCUCCAGUUGCCUCCACACAACCGCCAGAACUUCUUUUAAAGCACGGUUUUGACAGGGUCAUUUUUCUGCUUCAAAGACUUCAGUGGCUCCCUGUGGCCUGUGACUCCUCAGCAUGGCACUCUGGCCCUUUGUGAACUAUUCCCUGAAAC